Molecule: messenger RNA, 1394 nt
Organism: Cuculus canorus (common cuckoo)
Lineage: Eukaryota; Metazoa; Chordata; Aves; Cuculiformes; Cuculidae
Gene: CENPP
Product: centromere protein P
Exons: 10
Coding region: 113-976 (287 amino acids)
Biological process (GO): CENP-A containing chromatin assembly
Cellular component (GO): chromosome, centromeric region; nucleus
Source: RefSeq, a predicted model, not a curated record
GAGCGCAAGGGUUGGGUCUUUGGCGGCGGCGCUUUUGGGCGAGACCAACUCUGAAGACAAGCAGGGAGGGGUCCCACCUGACAUGGACAAAACAUAACAUUGAUUCUGAGAAAUGGACGACAGCACUCUUCAAGCUUAUGAAGAUGAAAUCCAGUCACUGGAAGAAGAAAUUAAACUAUUGGCUGAAAAGUAUGAAGAUAGCCAACAGGAAUCCAUCUUUUUUUCUGAUGAGGAGAUAUUGAUGGCAAUGAAAUCAUCGCAAGGAAACUUUGAGGGACAAUCUGAAGGACGUGAAUCUCUGUCAGACCUGAAAGCUCAGCUUGAAAGUCUGGAAAUGGAUCUCUCAUUUUUAAUGAAAUUUACUGGUAUUCAGUUCACAAGUCAUUCCAAGAACACAGUGGAAAGAACAACAAACAGAACAGUGCAGAAGCACAGAUUAUCAGGGCAUUGCUACUCCCUGUCUUUUCAAUUGGAAUUCCAGCUUCUUGAAGUGCAGAACAAAGAGAAUGUGUCUGCGGUGGUUACUGAUCUUGGCAUUAUCUUGGAAUCUGGAGAAGAUUCAGAUGUGAGCAAGUUUGUAUCAAGCACUGAAGAACAUGGAAAUCUUUUAACGUUUUUCAGAAGCCUUUUGUCUUACGCUGAGUGGUAUGAACAUCGCAGGUGCACCUUCCUGCAUUUCAAGGGCAAAUAUCCUGACAUCGUGACCCUUCCGGAAGGACUGCAGGGCGAUUAUAUAACGCUGAGGAACCCCUCAGUUUCUGGGCUGGAGUUACUGAUUGUUUGGAAGAUACACAUGGAUGAAGAAGGGAGAACCACACCUGUUCUGGACCUCCUCACUAAAGUACCGGAGCAAGUCCUGGAGCACAAGAUGGUGACGUUGAGGAAGGCCCCCGGGCACUUCCGGAGCCUGCUGCUCCUGCUGGGGGUCGAGGCGGCCAUUGAGAACCUGAUCAGAGUGGUUGGCUUGCGGGAAUGAACACCAGCCUUGCUUACAACAGGUUACUCCCACAGAAAAGGGAGCUUUUCCCAUCUCCGACCAGGCUUGCUGUGUUGCUGGCUGUAACUUCUAAACAUCUGCAGAACGUGCGAAGUUCUCUACCUUCUUCCUCCUGAGGAAGCACAGGAAGUUGAAAGCUAUGGUCAUCUGCAGGAGUCCUUUUCUACCUUCUACCAGCUGUUCCUGGGUGACCCUCUCAGACAGAGCCAUUCUGGGAAAGGAUCACUGGCCUGGCCUAACUUGAGAUCAAACUAAGAAUUCUCCAGUUUCCUUCCUUUGGUGGGGCCAGUAGUGACAGUGCUGAUCAGGCAGGUUUGAAGGAGGAUCUGGACUGUUCAGGUGCUGAAGUCAAGUUGUUUAAAAGCCAAGACAAAAAAAAGCAAGCAGAGAGAUUCGA